Messenger RNA from Pyricularia oryzae 70-15, 1107 nucleotides. RefSeq names its product glycosyl hydrolase family 88. Gene Ontology annotation, biological process: carbohydrate metabolic process. The coding region runs from base 1 to 1107 and encodes 368 amino acids. The transcript has 2 exons. The record is from RefSeq and is a predicted model, not a curated record. NCBI's taxonomy places the organism in Eukaryota, Fungi, Ascomycota, Sordariomycetes, Magnaporthales, Pyriculariaceae.
AUGCCUUCAGAAUUGCACGGCAUCAAGGCCGCCGACAUCCAUGCCAAGAUCCGGCUUUUGAUCGAUGGCAUGGUCAACAUCAAGGACACGACCGGAGAAUUCCUACUCAAACUCGAGGACGGCCGCGUAAUCGACACCAAGGGCUGGAACGACUGGGAGUGGACGCACGGCAUCGGUCUGUACGGUAUCUGGCAGUACUACCAGCUCACCGGAGAUGAGUCGUGUCUCAAGAUCAUCGAGGACUGGUUCCGCGACCGGUUCGCCGCCGGCGGCACCACGAAAAACAUCAACACCAUGUCCGUCUUCCUGACUCUGGCCUUUGUAUACGAAAAGACGCGCAACCCCAUCUACCUCCCCUGGCUGGAGGCGUGGGCAGAGUGGGCGUACCACGACCUGGGCCGCACGCGCUUCGGCGGCAUGCAGCACACCACAUACAACAACAUGAACGACGAGCAGCUGUGGGACGACACGCUGAUGAUGACGGUGGUGCCGCUGGCCAAGAUCGGUCUGGUGCUCGACAGGCCGCACUACGUCGCCGAGGCCAAGCGCCAGUUCCUCAUCCACCUCAAGUACCUCUUCGACACGCGGACGGGCCUCUUCUUCCACGGCUGGACCUUUGAGGACGGCGGACACAACUUUGCCCGCGCGCUGUGGGCGAGGGGCAACAGCUGGCUGACCAUCGUGAUCCCCGAGUUCAUCGAGCUGCUGGACCUGGAGCGCACCGACCCGCCGCUCUAUCACCACCUCCGCGACUCCCUCCUGGCGCAGUGCGAGGCCCUCGUGCCGCUGCAGCACCCCGAGACCGGCCUGUGGAGGACGCUGCUGGACGUGCCCGAGGCCGAGGGUUCAUAUCCCGAGUCGAGCGCGACGGCGGGCUUUGCGUUUGGCAUGCUCAAGGCGCAGCGGAAAAAGUACAUUGCGGGCACGGCGUUUGAGGCCCCUGCCGUGUUGGCGUUGAAGGGUGUGCUGGCCAACAUUGACGAGAGGGGUGAGCUGAUGAACACGUCGUUUGGCACGGCCAUGGGCCAUGACUUGCAGCAUUACAAGGACAUACCGAUCACGAGCAUGCCAUACGGUCAGGCGAUGGCUAUCAUGGCAUAUAAGUAG